UAACCUUAAUAGUUAAGUUAUGGUUGUGAGCUGAUGUUAGUUAUAAUAAAUUACUGCGACUUUGGCGUAUUUAAAUGCCUUAUAUAGUAUCCAUAAGACUGUUUUAUGACCUCGAUUAAAGUAUAUUUUAGCCUAUGUGUUUUGUUUGUGGUGGGUGGUUGGUUUCGUCUAGCGGGUUCAUUGGAGGGAAAAGAUUUUUAAAGGAAAUUAUUAAUUAUAAAUGUUUUUAAAUAUGUCUGGGUAUUCGUUGUCAAUAGCAGUCGUUUGUUCUAGUAAUAUGAAUCGAAGCAUGGAAGCCCAUGCAUUUUUAAGCAAAAAGGGAUUUAAAGUAAAAUCUUUUGGAACAGGAGAUAAAGUUAAACUUCCUGGUACUGCUGUGGAUAAACCCAAUGUUUAUGACUUCAGUUGCAGCUAUGAGGAGAUAUAUCAGGAUCUUCAGAAUAAGGAUAAAUCAUUUUAUACUCAAAAUGGGCUGCUGCAUAUGCUGGAUAGAAAUAGAAGAAUAAAAACAAGACCUGAAAGGUUUCAGUCAUCAUCCGAAAAAUUUGAUAUUGUUAUAACAUGUGAAGAAAGAGUUUACGACCAAGUUAUAGAAUAUUUUGAAAAUAGAUCUCCUGAAGAUAGUGCGAGUGUUCAUAUAAUAAAUUUUGACAUUCAAGAUAAUCAUGAAGAAGCAACAAUAGGCGCUUUCCACAUUUGUGAAUUUAUGUCAUUGCUUGAUGACCUGAACAAUUCAUCUGUUCUGUUUGAUGUAGCAACAUGUGAAGAUUUGGAUAAUGAUAUGGAUUCCUUGAUACAUUCAUAUGAAGAAAAAGUGCAUCGAACAUUGUUGCACUGCGUACUUUUUUAUUAAAGACU
Molecule: messenger RNA, 858 nt
Organism: Nezara viridula (southern green stink bug)
Lineage: Eukaryota; Metazoa; Arthropoda; Insecta; Hemiptera; Pentatomidae
Source: the annotation of a GenBank genome assembly